Messenger RNA from Soboliphyme baturini, 3645 nucleotides. The record is from the annotation of a GenBank genome assembly. Lineage: Eukaryota; Metazoa; Nematoda; Enoplea; Dioctophymatida; Soboliphymatidae.
UUGAAGCGUUAUUUUUAUUUUCAAGGUUUUUAUUAUUGUUGCAGGUUUUACAGUGAACACUUAGUCUAUUUGCUGCUUCGAACCCCGGUUCGAUUCCGCUCAAUGGCAGUCCUUGUCUUUUUCACGAAUUCCUUUAGGGAAAGAAUUUACCAUACGUUGCUUCACACCGAGUAUCAUGGACCGCAUGCGUCGCCGCGGAUGUCGCGCACAUUGAAGGAGAAACCUGCGCAUCAGGCGAGGGUAUAUACUCCUAAGCAUUUUUACCGAUUGUCUUUGCUUCGACACCUGGGUCUGAAAACACCGCUGAAGAUAUAUUUUGACCGUUUGCAGCUGAUGUCGUUAUUCGACAAGAACAAAAAGCUAUUCAGCGUAUUCUUCGACAUUUUACUGGCGGUUGCGGUGAGCGUCAUGGCAACGUUGGUGAUUGAGCAGCAGUUGUACCACGAUUUCCAGUUGCUGGUUUUGUGUUGGCUGGUGGCCAGUGCCCACUUCUCGCUACUUAAGAGUGUCCAACCGGAUGCGUCCAGUCCCAUUCACGGCUACAAUGCGCUUAUUACCUACAACCGCCCAUUUUACUUCUGGGCAGCCGCCGCAGAGACCGACACCCAUAGUUGCAUAUCAUGUCUGUUCGUCGACGUUAGCGUUGUAGCCACCAUUUUAGAGUCGUUCUUUGUGAACUUUCUGUUGUUUCUGCCGGUGAUAUUUACGUUUGGACUGCUGCCGCAGGUGGAUACUUUUUUGUGCCACGUUUUGGAACAAGUCGAGAUGCAUGUGUUUGGCGGUACGGCGACUGUCGACCUGCCUUCCGCUUUCUUCUGCUGCAUUCGAAGCUUGGUUUGCGUCGCAGCUCUUGGUGCUUUGGCCCUAGUGUCGAUGCUGAGGCGCGGCUUCCCGCAGAACAUGUGGUUCUCGGCGUUCUGCGGCUCGAUCAUCUCCAUUGCUUAUGUGCUCAGUCGGUCUAGUAGCGGGGUGAAGGAAGUGGCCUCCGCGUUAUCACUGUCACUGUCGACCCUGCUGCGAAGGUUUAACGACAAGGCGUCUUUGGUGGAAAUGGACCCGGCGCGCGAGCCAUGGCUUUCAGUGUUUCUCGCCCGUACCAGAAGCACUUUGCUCACAUCUUUGUUGCUAGGUCUGCUCGGCUUUGCUUUGCACUGUAGCAGCGUGUUCAACGUCUUUUCAUCGUUUUUGCUGCAGGCGGUGCCGUGCGCGACCCUCAUCACAGCUGUCCUCGCCCACUAUCUUUUGCCGCAUCUGCGUGAGCACUUCCCGUGGCUCUUGCUUGCUCACCCGUUCCUGAAGACCUAUCAGUACAGCGUGUAUGACAAUGGUGAAAUAGCACAACUUGUCUGGUUCGAACGGCUGUACGCAUACCUCAACGUCACUCAACGCUACGUGCUGUAUCCGGCGCUGUUGUUGUCGAUCAUGACGGCAUAUGCAACUGCUGUCCUUGCCUUGGCCGGUCUGAAGCUGUUGCGCACCGCCUACCGAUGUCCGGCUCAUCUCUUAGCCCCAUUGAUGCUGACGAUGUUCGUCACCUACUUGGACCAGCGUCGUGCUAGGUCGCAGAUGCUCGUCACUUUGUAUGUCUUGUCGAUGAUUUAUCCGAAAUUUCGAGAAAUGGUCUUGAAACUGAAGUUUAUCAUUGCCUACGUGGCACCAUGGCAGAUUUCGUGGGGUUCAGCGUUUCACGCUUUCGCCCAGCCGACGGCCGUGUCCCAUUCGGCGUUCACGUUGGCCAUAGUCGCCGUGUCUUCGCUGAUUUCCGCCCCGCUGAAUCCGUUCCUUGGCUCAUCGAUAUUCCUUAUGUCCUACAUGAGGCCUGUGAAGUUUUGGGAGAAGGACUACAACACAAAGCGCAUCGAUCACUCGAACACGCGGCUCGUUAGCCACAUCGACCGCGGCCCGACCGUCGACGACAGUAAUUUGAAUGCAAUCUUCUACGAACAUCUGACCCGGUCUCUCGCCGGUGAACUGAUGCUCGGUCGGUGGCCAACCGAGGUUGAAGCUGGCGACUGUUUUAUCCUGGCAAGCUUCUACCUGAACUGUAUGGUGCACGUGAUCGAGAUCGGCAACGGUUUCGUAACGUUUCAAUUGCGUGGCCUUGAGUUCCGAGGCACCUACUGCCAACAACGCGAAGUGGAAGCGAUCACCGAGGACUUGAGCGAAGGCGACGGCUGUUGCUGCUGUGAUCCCGUCAAGUUCGUUCUCGAAGGUUACAGUGUCACGGACAAUUCGGCGGUCAGUACCCUGCAGAUGAUUGAGUUGCGCCAACUGAUGGUCACUCUGUACGUCAAAUGCAUCAUCUACUACGCGGUCCAUUCUAAGAAAUUGACUGAAUGUGCCUCCUCGUCCUCUGGAUCGUAUGUCGAUGUUGACGCCACUUUCUGCUUCGCACACGACGAGGACUACGACGUGCAGCGCGGUGGCGCCUGCUGGCUCAAGUUCCGUCGGGUGUACCACCCUUGGCUGCAGCAUUGCAUGGACAAGGCAUUCGGUCAAGCCACCGAUCAGACCCUCGUCCCUGCCUUCAACACCGUCUCCGCCUUCUGCUUCCUACUCAGCCUUCUUGGCCGUCGAGUUCUCGGCAACGCGUCGCAGAGUCGUCAUACGGCCAGUGCCGAAUCGUUCCUCUACGGUUUGCUGGCCCUUUUUAAGGGCGAUUUUCGCAUCACCAGCGUUCGCGACGAAUGGGUGUUCGCGGACGUGGAUAUUUUGACGUCGGUGAUCUCUCCGGCGGUUCGCAUGGCCGUUAAAUUGCACCAGGAUCACUUCACAUACGCCGACGAUUUCGACGACCCGGCGUGCAUUUACGACAUCAUAGAGAAUGACAAGGAGGUAUUCAUCUCGCACGAGAACGACCCAAACUGGCGGCGCGCUGUCUUGUCGAACACCGAACGGUUGCUGGCUCUUCGUCACGUGUUCGAAGACGGUCAGGACGACUUUAAGGUCAUCAUGCUGACCAAACGACACGUCAAUUUUCGUGUCAUCAAGUUAAACCGCGAAUGCGUUCGUGCCUUCUGGGCCGGCCAACAACAGGAGUUGAUCUUCCUGCGCAAUCGCAACCCUGAAAGAGGCUCGAUCCAGAACGCCCGACAGGUCCUGCGAAAUAUGAUCAACUCCUCCGCUGACCAGCCUAUUGGCUACCCGAUCUUCGUUUCUCCAUUGACCACUUCGUACUCCGAGUCUCAUCCUCAACUAGCCAGUGUACUCGGCCCUCCCCUAACCUUCAAGCUGAUAUUCGACGCAUUGUAUUGGACCUGGAACAGACUAAAGCAGCAUUGCAGCACCAGCGGCAGCGUGACCGUGCAAAGCUGUGCGUCGCAACGGCGGUCACUCGACCCAACUGUUAGCACUGCUGCCCACGAAAGCGCUAAUCCACCUAGCUAUGACGCUGUUUUGACUCAUGGCAAUGACCAUCUUGAACGCCGACAUCACGUCUUCCGGUGCCGGAGACAGAAGAAGCGAUUCGCAGAAGAGCACAAAAGCUACUAUCUGAGUUCCAUUCCAUUGCCUCACGUCCAUGUGAACAGUAUGAAUAACUCAGGUUCGAAACUAGUCAUCCACCCGAAGUCGCCUCGACCUCCUUCUCUCCCGAAUCGUAGUCUCUCGUUAUUACGUGGUGUUCUUUUUGUACAUUUCAAGUAA